AUGAUGGUGCGUGACACAGAUAACGGCGCAAUCUCCGAGGCAUUCUCAGUGACAAAGUGAGUGAAACGACACUGCGUAGCCGCCCCCACCCUCUUCAGCCUCAUGUUUUACGCCAUGCUGACGGACGCCUACUAUGAUGAGCGCCCUGAGAUCCGUAUCGUCUACAGGUACGGUGGCCCUCUUUGUGGUAGCCGACGCAUGCAAGCCCCACCACGUCUCCGCGAUUUUAUCCACGAUCUGCUCUUCGCGGAUGACUGGGCGCUCAACGCCACGAUCGAAGGAGACAUGCAACGGAGCAUGGACCUCCUCGCCGCCGGGUACGCCAUCUUCGGUAGCCAUGCACCAACCGUCGUCCAACACGGACUACAUCAUUCCUCGCAUCGGUGUCAACAGCACUCAAUUUAAAACCGUCGAGGUAUGAUAGGUUUGGUAGCCCCACCUGAUGGACACAAUAUUGUUGGCGUUCGGGUUAAGGGUUAGGAUUUAGGAUUAGGGGUUAUAGUUAGGGGCUAGGGUAAGGGGUUAGAGCAACGACUUCUCAACCAUUGAAAGUACAACCACGCACUCCCAAUAGCUUUUCUUUUGCAUACAACUACUUGACCCCGUCGCCUGUGCGUUCUCCGGCUCCACCUGUAAAAACCCCUAUUGCCAUCGGUCCCGUAUUAGAGGUGACUGAGGUUUGUUUACUUCCGGUGGCCGUGCUACAUAACCACAUCCGACCACCGUCGACAACAUCAAUUACCUAGGAGCACGUGUACAGUGCGUGACCUAUCUCAUGAAAUGUUGGCUGAAAUUCUGAAAUGCGUUUUCGAUUAGGAAGGGUUACUUGGUCGCGGUUGUGAUACUGAUUAUCAUAAGGCAUACUCUUAUAACAUUUUGGACUCGGCAGGAUGUCGGCUUUUAAAUGCACUUCUAUUUAAUCUCCUGUAGAAAACGUGCUCGGUAAAAUAUGACUACUUAAGUAGCAUGCAUUUUUCCCAUUGAUUUUCGAUGGUCUUGGAAAUUCAAAUAUAUUUUAUAGAAACCGCAAACAAAAAUAUGCUUUCUUUUAGUUAAUCAAUAGAGAAUCACGUCUACUUUAUAUUUUAUACUUAAGGAAGGAGUAUAAUUAGGGUUUAAAACGUUUUCUAAUUGCCGAAUAAUUUGGAGCCUGAUCAUUCGUUGCAUUAGCGCUUAGUCAUUACACUCUACAAGGUGCAUGCGUUCGCGUAAAGAAAAUCCUAUAUUUUUCUAUGUCAUUAAAGAGGUAUCAUACAGAGUCCAUAAAAUUUUGCAAUGAAUGCGGACCAUGUUGUACAUUUCAUGAGGAGCAGUGGUAAACGGCCAGGUACGAUGCUAUGUCAAUGGACAUAUCGCGGUCUUAAAAAGUCUCAUAAUUAGAAACUUUUUUAAAACGUAAUUAUACUCCUACCUUAAGCAUGAAAUAUAAAGAAGACGUGAUUCUAUAUUGAUUGACUAAAAGAAAGCAUAUUUUUGUUUGUGGUUUCUAUAAGAUAUAUUCGAAUUUUCAAAACCAUCAAAAAUCAAUGGGAAAAAUGCAUGCUACUUAAGUAGUCAUUUUUUACCGAGCACGUUUUCUACAGGAGAUUGAAAAGAAGUGCAUUUAAAAGCCGACAUCUUGCCGAGUCUAAAAUAUUAUAACAGUAUGCCUUAUGAUAAUCAGUAUCACAAUCACGACCAAGUAAUCCUUCCUAAUCGAAAACGCAUUUCAGAAUUUCAGCCAACAUUUCAUGAGAUAGGUCACGCACUGUAGUAGCCCUACUCCGAGCUCCUGUCGCAAUGCUGGACCUCUCGCGGGUGUCUGCACGCGCGCACCAGGGCUGUUUAGCGUCUGCCCACUCGGCUCUUCAGCUGGCCAAUCAGAUUCACGGGCGAGUCAGACGUGUCCUGUCUUACGACACUGUGACGCAUUCCCUUACUGACACUUGGCAGGCUGUUCUCCCGGUGCCGAAGACUGCCAACUCCUUCCAAUCUUUUCUCCAGUUGUCCUGUGCAGAAUAUACAACCUCCCAUUAGGAGUCCAUCUUCUCUUUCCAUUUGGAACGGGGUCCUGAUGGUUGUAAUAUGCAGGGUCUCGCUCACGGCUGUUACCCGCCGACCGGGGUGACAAAAACGACGUCACAAGGACAGUGAGGAACUCUCUGAAGCGUCCAUAUCAACCCGGAGAUCUGGAAGGACUUCGCGCAGAACAGACCGUCGUGAUGAAAAGCAGUGCAGACUGGCGCAACAAACUACGAAACAAUCCGAUCACUGCCGCCAAAGCCAAGGGAGAAGAUCGAAAGUCUCAGGCACUCCUGACCCGCAGCAUCGUCACUCAACCCCAUUCAAUGUGCCUACGCUGUCAACGAACAUUCCACGCGCAGAUCGGCCUCAUCGGUCAUCCUCGAGCCCAACCGCAACUACCGCCCCUGCUCCAACCUUCACGUCGACCACGACUGCAUCCAAGUGCGUCUUCGGGGUGUCCGCCCUCGAAUUUCUCAGACAUCCGGUUGACUCCAACGGCAUCCAUCCUCGUCCAUCAAUGCUUGCGGCUAUAUGUGAUUUCCCACCUCCCUCUUCCAAACGUCCGCUGCAGCAAUUUCUGGACAUGGUGAAUUUCUAUCAGCAGUUCCGUCCAAACUGUGCCAACAGCAUCCUGCCGUUCACGAGCCUCCUCUCGGGUCCCAAACGUUCGUUCAGACUAUCCGCAGACGCACUCGCAGCUUUUGACGAGGUGAAGGCUGCCCUGGCCGACGCCACCCUCCUGACGCAUUUUUCUCCCAAUGUUCCCGUCUCUCUCAUGGUCGACGCCUCCAAUGUUUCAGUCGGCGCGAUUUCCCAGCAGCACCUUGCAGGCCACACUCAACCCUUAGCUUUCUUCUCCGGGAAGUUGCCAGCUGAUGAGACGUGGUACAGCCCAUUUGGAAGAGAACUCCUUGCUGCCUUCCUCGCCGUGAAACACUUCCGGCGCUCCCUUGAGGUUAAGGACUUUACCGUCUUCCGAAUCUCAAGCCCCCGUCCUUCGCUUUCAAACCCCCUCUGACAGACUCAAUCUCCAAAAAAGUCGCCAACUGGACUACAUCUCUCAGUUCACCUCAAACAUCCGCCACAUCGAUGGGUCACGCAAUGAGGUGACUGACGCACUGUCUAGGCCCUCAAUCGCACACUUCCAACUUUCUCCCCGAAUUGACCUAGUUGAAAUGGCUGCCGAACAGCGUCAUAUUAGUUCUCCCUGUGAUAAGCACGUUCCCGGACUCAAAUUCCAGGACCUGCCACUGACUACUGACAACGGCACCAUUCGACGCGACGUCCCCACCGCCUCCCACCGUCCCUUUGUGCCGGCAUCCCUCCGCCGCAAAGUCCUCUCCUCCCUGCACAAUCUUUCUCAUCCUGGGAGUCGAGCUACCGACAAGCUGGUUUCCGAUCGCUUUGUCUGGCCUGGGAUGCGCAAGGACCUGAAAGCAUGGACACGGGCGUGUCUCGGCUGUCAUCGGAGUAAGAUCUAACGGCACAACAAAGCUCCCAUCGUCACCCUCCCCACUCCGGGUGCUCGUUUCAGUCACGUCCACCUGGAUAUUGUAGACACCCUGCCUCUGUCAAAUGGUUGGUCACAUCUCCUCGCCUGUGUGGAUCGAUUCACCUGGUGCCGGAGGAUAUUUCGCUGCCCGAUGUCGCUGCUGCAACAGUCGUCAAGGCUUUCCUAAGUCGUUGGGUUGCCAUUUUCGUUGCUUCCCCCUCCCCCACUAUCACGACUGACUGCGCUGCCCAGUUUGAAUCUCACCUAUUCCAGUCUCUUCCUUCUUUUGUAGGUUCUGCUCGUAUCCACAUUAAAGCCUGUCAUCCGGCAGCCAACGGGAUGGUCGAGCGGUUUAACCGCCAUUUGAAGACCUCCCUACGUGCUGCAGACGACUCAGAUAACCGGACGGACCACCUUCCCUGGUUCUGUUGGGCAUUCUCCCCUCUCUUAAGUCGGACAUCAACUCCUCCUCCGCUGGACUGGUGUUCGGCGUUGCCGUCCAGCUUCCUGGUGAGAUGA
This is a messenger RNA of Spirometra erinaceieuropaei, 4015 nucleotides long. Lineage: Eukaryota; Metazoa; Platyhelminthes; Cestoda; Diphyllobothriidea; Diphyllobothriidae. The record is from the annotation of a GenBank genome assembly.